Messenger RNA from Varanus komodoensis (Komodo dragon), 1046 nucleotides. RefSeq lists its product as uncharacterized. NCBI's taxonomy places the organism in Eukaryota, Metazoa, Chordata, Lepidosauria, Squamata, Varanidae. Gene Ontology annotation, biological process: system development. The coding region runs from base 1 to 993 and encodes 330 amino acids. The record is from RefSeq and is a predicted model, not a curated record. The transcript has 8 exons. Gene Ontology annotation, cellular component: nucleus. Gene Ontology annotation, molecular function: chromatin binding.
AUGGUGAACCUAGAAAGUGGGGUGCAGCCGGUGGAUGAGGCCAGAGGCUGCAGUCCUAGAGAACUCUUUGUUGGAGAACAAGUUCCUGAAAUGCCCCGCCUGGGCCGGAAAACAGUCACAUCUGCUUCCACCUCAACUCAGCACACACUGGCAAAGCGCCUACCAAGCCAGCAGGCCAGUGAAACUUCCUCGGUGGACUACAGUAUCCUUAAAAGGGUCCAGCUACAGCAACAAUGUAAGAAGUUGGGUCUUCGUGCCACAGGGAAGAAUGCUGAACUUGUGGAAAGGCUGAAAACCUACCAUGAAAAACCUCAGCAAAAAAAGGCAGGUGGUUCUGGUGCAAAGGAAGACGUUAACAGAAAUGAAGAGUGUCAGCGCAACCCCACGGCCCCUCCAACAGUGUCUGACCAGGGUGUGACCAAGGAUAUAAAAACUGAGCCAUCUGAAGAGAAAACAGAUCUGGUCCAGGGUUGGUGCGUGGUCCAUGGCAUGGUGCUGUACCGCCCCCGAUCCAGCUGGGCGUCUCUGCAGCUCCGAGGAGGCUUGGUUUGUGUCCAGGAUGGGAAGGACGUGGUCCCCUUUCAUCUGCCUCCACUAAACCUCUCUGUUCCCAAGGGCUUCGCAGACAACUAUGUUUGCCUAGACUGUGUACUCAGGAACAGAGAGAAGCCAAAGCAAUGUCUUACAUGCCAGCAAGUACAAGGGAAAGGAAGCAGGGCUAGCUUAGCCAAGAAUGUCUUCAAGAGCUUCAUCCCUCUUCAGAAUGGUGCUUCUCAGACAUCACUUCUACCUUCUGGUACCGCUAAAUCCAAAAGACGGACCACAGAGAUUAGGAAAUUGUACCAGCCCCAAGAAGACCAGGCUUAUGCCCAGCGGGUAGAUGGGAUUCUUUCCCAGAUGGCCCGUGGAGAGCUUGGAAUGGACCGAGCUUUGUGUCCCCUCCAGCCCCUGGUUUUCCAUUCCCCAGCUCCUUUUGACAGAUGCGGCAUGUGACAAUAAGGCUGAAAAGGAAAAAAUCAAGAGAAACAGUUUUCCAUCUUUUCAAA